Molecule: messenger RNA, 1143 nt
Organism: Mesorhabditis spiculigera
Lineage: Eukaryota; Metazoa; Nematoda; Chromadorea; Rhabditida; Rhabditidae
Source: the annotation of a GenBank genome assembly
AUGCGCACGCGAAGACAGGCUCGAGCCGAGAUGGGUGAGCCGAGCGAGAGCGUCAAGGAACCGGCUGAAAGCUCCCUCAAAAACAAGCAAGAAAGGAACCCGGACUUGGAACCUGCCGAGUUGAGCGACGACGACGAUGACCGAGGGAAAGCGAAGGCGAAGGUCCUUGAGCCCAAAGUCACGGGAAAAGAGCUGAAAAAGAAGCGCGAACGAAUGAGGGCAUUGAGGGCGCGUCUACUCGAGGGCGAAACUCCUGAAGAUCGAAAAGAACGCUGGAGACUGAUUCAUGCUAAAUGGCGAGCCGAGAGAUGGGCCCGGAUGACGCCCGAGGAGCGGGCUGAGGCCAAAAGAAAAGUCCAGACUAGAAGGCAAAAAGAGGAGUGCCGCAAGAAAAGAGCUGAAUGGGCAAGAACGUAUAAGGAACGUUUUCCAGAUAAACACCUGGAGCUUCGACAGCGACAGCUCGAGCGCAGUUAUGUUCGACGUCAAAUCGAGACGCCGGAAGCGCGCGAACGAAGGUUAUUGAUAGAACGGGCGCAGAGAUUCAGAAGAAGGCAAAGAGAGCUGGAGGCCAAGAAGAAGCUUGAAGCGGAAGCGCCGGAGAGUGAGCCGCCGAAGAAAAAGAAGCGAAUAUGCAAGGUGAACCCGAAUGAGACGCUCGAGGAACAUCAAAUCCGAGUCCAGGCCAAGCAGGCUCAACAGGCGGCCAAGAAGCAGGCAAAAAUCGACGCAGCCAAAGCUGCCCAAGAGGCUGCUGCCCCGCACGCAGAGGCGCAACGGCGACAGCUAGAAGUUCGGUGCCGGGUGGCUAGGUGGUGGGCGCACAAGCAGGCCACGGAAACGCCAGAAGCGCGCGAGCACCGCAUGCUACAUGGCGCCCGUUACUGCGUGACGUUCAAGAGCAAAGAGGGAAUAGAAUACGCCACAGUUCGAAUCGUCUACAAAAAGCCAGAGCACGUGCCCAAAUACGAAGCCAACGACGAGCCACGGGGCAAGAAACCGCCGAUGAUCAUUGACCCGACAGAUCCAAAUUCCUACCAACAUCCUGCUGGUGAUGCUCAACCAGAAAUGCAUAACGACGGCCCUGUUUGGGACGAUGGGCUAGACUAUACUGAAGACGCUGAGGGCCCCUCGACCUCCACA